This is a messenger RNA of Coniophora puteana RWD-64-598 SS2, 2511 nucleotides long. RefSeq names its product glycoside hydrolase family 55 protein. The record is from RefSeq and is a predicted model, not a curated record. Lineage: Eukaryota; Fungi; Basidiomycota; Agaricomycetes; Boletales; Coniophoraceae. Gene Ontology annotation, molecular function: polygalacturonase activity. The transcript has 14 exons. The coding region runs from base 20 to 2368 and encodes 782 amino acids.
GGGCACGCCGCCGCUCGCGAUGCUGCCCAUCCACUCCUUUAUAACCCUUUCAUCCCUCUUCGGCCUCGCCCUUGGCCUCGGCUCGUCUUGCUCGGCUCCCCUGGGCAGCGGCCACGGCGACCCCAACACGCCCUACUGGCUCGAGACGAUCAAGCACCAGGGCUCGUCGCCGUUCAACCCCAACCAGACGCGCGAGCACCCCUAUGAGGUGUUCCGCAAUGUCAAGGACUUUGGUGCGGUCGGGGACGGGAAGCACGAUGAUACAGCUGCCAUUCAGGCUGCGAUGACAUUGGGCAACCGGUGCGGAAACUUGACCUGCGAGUCCUCUUCCCUCACCCCGGCCAUCGUAUACAUUCCCCAAGGCACGUACCUCGUCUCCGACGCCAUCGACGCCUACUUCUACACCCAAAUCAUCGGCGACGCCAAACGCCCGCCGACGCUGCUCGCCUCGACGGACUUUAGGGGCUUCGCCGUCAUCGACGCGGACCCGAGCAAGCAGGUCAAGAACGAGACGGAGCCGUGGUACAUUAACCAGGACAGCUUCUACCGCUCGAUCCGCAACGUCGUCAUCGACACGCGCCAGAUGAAGCCCGAGGCAGGCGCGAUCGGAAUUCAUUGGGAGGUCUCGCAGAGCACGUCGCUUGUCAAUGUCGUGGUUGAGAUGUCGCAGGAGAAGGGCACGAACCACACAGGUCUGUACAUGGAAGCCGGAAGCGGCGGGUUCAUGGGCGAUCUUGUUUUCAAUGGAGGCAAGAUCGGCAUGUCCGUUGGUAACCAGCAGUUCACUGUUCGGAACGCUACAUUCAACAACGUCACCGCCGGUGUCAAUGCCCUCUGGAACUGGGGAUGGACCUUCCAAGACGUCACAGCCAACAACUGCGAGAUCGCAUUCAACCUGACCACGGGCAGCGUCGGCUCGGAAGCCAUCAUCGACGCAACAAUCUCCAACACGAAAGUAUUCGUGUCCAACUCCGCGCCGUCGCACCACAAGCUCAACGGCUCUUUGGUGCUCAACAACGCGCGCCUGCACAACGUGCCCGUCGCCGUCGGGAUCUACGGCUCCGACGAAGUUGUUCUCGCCGGCUCCAGCGGCUCCGACGACGACGCGUACAUCGACAACUGGGCGCAGGGCAACGCGUACGUCGGGACGUCGGACACGCCGCGCUUCGUGCAGCAGGCGAUUCCGCCGAUUAACAAGCCGGGGAGCGUGGUUACGCCCGCGGGCAAGAUAUACGGGCGCGGGCAUCCGCAGUAUGCGGGGCUGGAUUAUACGGAGGUGGUGAGUGUGAAGAGCGAGGGCGCGGCGGGCGAUGGGAGGCAGGAUGAUACGCGGACGCUGCAGCGGGUUAUUGACGAGUGGUGGGGCUGCAAGCUCAUCUUCUUCGACGCGGGCGCGUACUACGUCACGGACACGCUGCGCAUCCCCGCGGGCACGCAGAUCGUCGGCGAGGCGUGGUCCCAGGUUAUCGGCGGCGGGCCCAAGUUCGCGGACGAGGCGAAUCCGCACGUUGUGGUGCGGGUUGGCGAAGAGUGGGAGCAGGGCGUGACGGAGAUCUCGGAUAUGCUGUUUACGACGCGUGGGCCUGCUCCCGGUGCGAUCAUUAUGGAGUGGAACGCACACGAGCCGGCUGGUCAGCAGGGCGCGUGCGGGAUGUGGGAUACUAUCUUCCGUAUCGGCGGUGCCGCGGGCACGAACCUGCAGGAAGAGUGCCCGGCGGGGAACCUGGAUCCCAAGUGCCAGGCCGCGUUCCUGGGGCUGCACCUCACGCAGUCCGCCUCGGCGUAUCUCGAGGGCACGUGGGUCUGGACGGCGGACCACGACGUGGAUAAUGUGAACCAGACGCAGCUGAGCAUUUUUUCGGCGCGCGGGAUUUUGUCGGAGAGUUUGGGGCCUGUGUGGAUGAUUGGGACUGCUUCGGAGCACAAUACGUUGUACCAGUAUAACCUCCACCAGGCGCAGAACCAUUGGAUUGGGUUCGCUCAGACUGAGACGCCGUACUACCAACCCGUCCCGAACCCGCCCGCACCCUUCCGCCUGCACCCCGAAUACCACGACCCGCACUCAUACGCGAACCAAACGGACGCAUGGGCGAUCUACGUGCGCGAGUCGUGGGGCGUGACGGUGUUCGGCGCGGGGCUGUACAACUUCUUCAAGAACUACACGCAGGACUGCCUCGCGAACACGACGUGCCAGACGGACGUGUUUGAUGUCGACGAUGCGUCGACGGUGCAGAUAUACUCGCUUACGACGGUGGGCACCACGUAUCAGCUUGAUGUGCGGGGGAGGCCGGCGAUCAAUGCGACGGCGAAUUCGGAGGGGUUUCAGGAUACGGCGACGCUUUGGCAGAGGUGGGAGAUGGAGCUGUGAUGCGGUGGGUGGUGUGGACGUUCGUUCGUUUAGUUAUUUUUCGUGGCGACGGGUACACCUAGUCACUUAUUUGUUCCUUGGUUAUUCAAUGUGUAGUGGUCAUCUAUGGCGGGUUAUUAUACAACGGUUUUAGUGAUGUGAGC